Molecule: messenger RNA, 2790 nt
Organism: Abrus precatorius (Indian licorice)
Lineage: Eukaryota; Viridiplantae; Streptophyta; Magnoliopsida; Fabales; Fabaceae
Product: E3 ubiquitin-protein ligase DA2L-like
Exons: 8
Coding region: 1144-2226 (360 amino acids)
Cellular component (GO): cytoplasm
Source: RefSeq, a predicted model, not a curated record
GCAUUAGCACAGGAAGAAACUGAAAAAAAAAUUAUUCUUUCCUCUUCUACUACUCCUUCCUUCCCUUCCCUCUCUUCUCUUCUCUUCCCUUACAUCGCUUCAAGUCUCUCUCUUUCUCUCUCUCCUCUUCAUCCAUUUAAGGUUCGUUUUCCGAUUCCCAAUUUCGCUCUUCUCUUCUACUUCCUUUUAUUCUCUUUCACUGUUUCGAUAAUAAAGCUUUUUAUCAACUUCUUCUUCAUGCUGAUAACAGUGUUGCUUCUGGUGGCACUUUAGGUUUCGGACCAAUUGGUACCCUCUUAGUUCUCUUUACCUUCUUCCGUUGCGUUUCUUGCUGUUUUCUUCUUUUUCCAAUUAGUGUGCUUCCUCAAUUGGAGCUCCUCACAGAUGCAGUUAGGGUUCUUGGUGUUGCCACUGUCACUGAUUGUCAAUUCGAAAUGGUUUGGAGUGAGUCCUGUGCUGUGCGGUCUCCGAUCGUUCACAAAUUUAGGAUUCUUUUUUGUUGAUGUUCAUGAUUGCAAGCUUGUUUUCCGAAUUGGGAUUUUUUUUUGGGGGGUCGUUUUGGCGAUGAAGUGUGGAGUAUUUGGAGAAGUUUGAGCCUUUGAGUGGAUUCUGUUGUAAAUUAUGGAUUUUUUUAAUCAUUAUUAUUGAUGGGAGUUUUUGCUUAUAUGUCUGCAUUUUUCGUUGACUGGUGCAGGGCUUUCGGAUGUGUUUCUGCUAGUGAAUUGAGGAGAAAGGCUAGUUUUUUGGUCUGUUGAUUGUGCUGUAUAUGGGGGAUUAGGCUGACCAAUUGUUGUUGGUUGAGUAUGUCAUUAUUAAUACAAUCUGGUAAUUGUGUGGUACUGUAAAGCGAGUGGUUUUUGUUGUUUUAUCUUGUUGAAGAAUUUUAAACAUAGUCAGCAGACAAGAAGAACUGAAUUUUUGUUGGAUGGGUAAUAAACUUGGGAGGAGGAGACAAGUGGUAGAUGAGAAAUAUACAAGGCCACAAGGGUUGUAUAAUCAUAAAGAUGUGGAUCAUAAGAAGCUGAGGAAGCUAAUACUUGAAUCAAAGCUAGCGCCUUGCUAUCCCGGAAAUGAAGAAAGUGCCUACGAUCGUGAAGAGUGCCCAAUUUGCUUUCAGUAUUAUCCAAGUCUAAACCGAUCAAGAUGUUGUACAAAGAGCAUUUGUACAGAGUGCUUUUUGCAGAUGAAAGUUCCGAAUUCUACUCGGCCCACACAAAUAAUUGCCUUAACAGCAUAAGGUGUCCUUUCUGCAAAACAGCAAAUUAUGCUGUGGAGUAUCGUGGUGUGAAAUCAAAAGAAGAGAAGGGAUUGGAACAGAUUGAAGAGCAACGUGUUAUAGAGGCAAAAAUUAGGAUGCGGCAGCAGGAACUUCAGGAUGAUGAGGAAAGAAUGCACAAAAGACUAGAAAUGAACUCCUCAAAUGCGGAAGUGUCAAUUGCUGACGUUGAAUACAGUUCAAAUGCAGUGGCUGCAUCUUCAAUUUCUGUUGUUGAACAUGAUGAAAUUGUUUCUUCUCAAGACUCAUGUGCCACACCAAUGGUUAGACCACAUGCAGCCAGCAGGACCAAUAGAGAUGAUGAAUUUGACGUUGAUCUUGAGGACAUUAUGGUCAUGGAAGCAAUCUGGCUUUCCAUUCAGGAGAAUGGCAGGCAGAGAAAUUUAUCUUAUGCCGAUGCUACUUCUGGACAUUAUGUAGCCGAUGGUCGAUAUGCUUCAUCCGUCCUGGGUCCACCGACCGGAUCAUCCUCAUCCCCAUCUGGGGGUCUUGCUUGUGCAAUUGCAGCUCUUGCUGAGCGCCAGCAAAUGGCUGGAGAAUCACCUAUGAGCUCCACCAAUGAAAAUAUGUCAUCAUUCCACAUGCUACAGGGUUCAAGAAGGUUUUAUAACAGACUUGGUAGAGAUAUGGUUCAUUAUCCACCUACAGACAAUAUCAAUGAGGUGCCACCAGACGAUGCUGUUGUGAUGACUAGGGGUCAUGGUGAAUGGGAUACAGACCAUGGGGCACAGGUGACUGAAACAGCAGCUAGCUAUGCAAACACUCUUGCAGCAGAGGAUCGUGGUGAACUAUCUUCUUUGCCACGGUCUGAUGACAUUGAUGGAAGCCUUCAAAAUGCCACAAACCCCAUUGUUCCCGAGAGUUUUGAGGAGCAGAUGAUGCUAGCUAUGGCGGUCUCUUUGGCUGAAGCUCGAGCCAUGUCAAGUGGACAGGGUGCUUCUUGGCAGUAGUUUUUGGUCGAGGUACUGGUUUAAUCUUUCUUAAAUUGGUGAUGCUUGACUCGGCUAUUUGGCAGGCUGAGUCCAAGGUUGAGAAUUUGAGCAAAGUUCACUCGUGUGCAAUUUGUUCAAGGAUCAGGAAGUGAUUCUCUUCUCACACGAAUUUAUAUAUAUAAAUGUCAAAGGAAAACUAAUGAUUCUAGUUAGUGAAAGGUGCUGCCUGCCUAAUGCCAUUUUUUUACUUGUGUUCAAUGUCCUAUCCUUGCACCCUCAUUGGUUUUCUGUAAAUAGUUUUAGUCUUCGGUAGAUGUACUUUCAUUCUUACAGUAAUAUAUUGCAUACUUUAGACACGUACUGAAGAAGAAAGGGAAUUAAUUUUUUGUCAUUAAAUCGUUAUCCUUGAUUCUAUUCCAUGAGAUCCGAGUUAUAUAGAAGUUAUGCAUGUAGGUAGUGGCGCUCAGAAUAUCUGGGAAAUUGUGCAUAAAUUGUAUGAAUGAAUGGACCUUUUUUUGGGUCAAGAUGAAUGAAGUAACAAAAUGCACUCUUCACUGAAGUUAGUGUGUUGGGUAAAUGGCU